AGGAAGUGGCGCUUGACAUUCGGCAUGCGCAUAUUACCGAGGAAGAAAAGCUGCGGAGUUCAACAACCGACGGCUUAAAACUGUAAACAUUAAGAGCUUGGCUGACUAAUGUCUGUGGUUGGGAUGGAACUCUAAGGUUAACUUGAAAGUAUAGGACCAAACAUUGUUCUUCAGUGCAUGGAUGCAAAGCCAAUGCGCAGGGCCACCAGCGCACGUCAGGACGCCACUGGAAUGGACAUCACCAGCCGCUGUACUCUGGGGGACCCCAACAAGCUCCCUGAAGGGGUCCCCCAGCCUGCACGCAUGCCCUACGUCUCAGACAAACACCCGAGGCAGACCCUGGAGGUGAUCAACCUGCUGAGAAAACACCGGGAGCUCUGUGACGUGGUGCUGGUGGUGGGUGCCAAGAAGAUCUACGCGCACCGUGUGAUCCUCUCUGCCUGCAGCCCCUAUUUCAGGGCCAUGUUUACUGGAGAGCUGGCAGAGAGCAGGCAGACGGAAGUGGUUAUUCGUGACAUUGAUGAGAGAGCCAUGGAGCUGCUGAUUGACUUUGCUUAUACAUCACAGGUGACUGUAGAGGAGGGGAAUGUCCAGACGCUGCUCCCUGCAGCCUGCCUCCUCCAGCUUGCUGAGAUCCAGGAGGCGUGCUGCGAGUUCCUUAAGAGGCAGCUGGAUCCAUCUAACUGCCUGGGCAUCAGGGCCUUUGCUGACACACACUCUUGCCGCGAGCUGCUCCGCAUUGCAGAUAAGUUCACCCAGCACAAUUUUCAGGAGGUAAGAACCCACAUACAACUGUUCACGGUCGUUUAUAAUCGCUGUAUAGUGCUACGUGUUACAAUGAUUCUACAUGUUGCUUUAGAUUGAAUGUGCAAAAUUUACAUUUAGUAUACAUACGUUAGUAUACAUUUAGGAUAUAAAGAUUUCUUUCUGUCGUGCCAAAUGCGUCUGUUAUAAAAAUGGUUUACAUUUGUAAAUGAUCUAAAAGUGCCAUAUCAUGGUGUUGUUGGUGUAGUAAGGCCAUACAUUUACGUUCUGUGGUGCGCACAACAAGAAGACAAAUGCAGGUAAAGACGACAGUUGGAGCUACUUCAAAGCUUCAGACUUUAAACCAACAAAUCACAAUACAUAAAAUAGAAAUCUGUUCCUGCUAAAGGUGAAAGCAUCACUUUCUCCACUUCAGGCAAAAACACACUGUCAAGUACAAACAGGCUGUGAAGGUGCAGAUACUAACAGCUGGUAAUGUGCAACCCAGAUGUAACUGCAUCAAAAACUAUUUUUUCAGAUAUCAGUGACUUAGUUAACUGGUUUAAUAAUAUAUGCUCUUCAAUUCAGCAUCAUGUCGCACUGUUAAAAGUCAGAUUCACCAAAGAAGAGAAUGAAGAAAGGCUGAACAGAGAUGGAAAAAGACUGCUCUCCAUAUUCCAAGUCUCUCUCAAAUAAUCUCUUCAACAGAUAUUUUGAAUAUAGUCUCACACUUGUGCACUUCACCCUGCCUGUCAGUCGGUCCCUUUCAUCUGGCUGGAUUCCAGCCAGCGUCGUCCCUCUACUAAAAAACAAACCUCCUUAGAGCCCACUGAUUUAAAUACUUAUAGGCCAAUUUCCAGUCUGUUUCUUUUCAAAAUCCUUAGGAAAGUUGUUGGUCGUCAACUCAUUCGGAUUUUAGAGUAAAUAAUAUUUUCUAUAAAUUCCAAUCAGGUUACAGACACAGCACUGAAACAGCGUUAUUGAAAAUUAUUAAUGAUGUCCUUAUGCACUCGGAUAAAGGUGAGCAAUCCAUUUAUGUCCUGCUUGACUUAUCUGCAGCCUUUGAUACUGUUGAUAAUGCUACUUAUUAGCAUACUAUGAAGCUGGGUUGGGAUCACCGGUACUGCUCUUAAAUAGUGUUUUUUUUUUUUUUUUUUUUUUUUUUUUUUUCAUACUUAGCAAACAGAUAUUUUAGAAUUCAUAUUAAUCAAUGUAUGCUCUAAUCUGCACCGCUCGUUUGUGGAGUGCCUAGGCUUCAAGCCUUGCACCAAUUCUGUUUAUUUAUUUAUUUUUAUAUGUUACCCCUGGGUCACCUAGUUAAUGGUUUUAAUGGGAUCUCUUACCACUGCUUUGCAGGAUGAAACACAGUUAUAUUUUUCUGUCAAGCCCAACAACCUCAACAGCCUCUCCUGCCUCAAGGAACAUUUCUCUGCCGUUACUAAUUGGAUGUAUUCUAAUUUCCUCUCUCAGUUUUGGUAAAACUGAGGUUCUAGUUUUUCUUGUAAGCGAAUGCUGAAAACUCAUUUUUAUAGUUUGGCAUUUCCGUAAUUCCUUCCCCUUCAUUUGUUUGAAACCACACAUGCAUGUAUGAUGGAGUGAAUGUCAAGAAAAGAAGAUUACAGGGAGUGCAGAAUUAUUAGGCAAAUGAGUAUUUUGUCCACAUCAUCCUCUUCAUGCAUGUUGUCUUACUCCAAGCUGUAUA
Messenger RNA from Haplochromis burtoni (Burton's mouthbrooder), 2446 nucleotides. Its product is annotated as kelch-like protein 20. The coding region runs from base 178 to 864 and encodes 228 amino acids. Gene Ontology annotation, molecular function: protein binding. Lineage: Eukaryota; Metazoa; Chordata; Actinopteri; Cichliformes; Cichlidae. The transcript has 5 exons. The record is from RefSeq and is a predicted model, not a curated record.